CCGCAUUGCUUGACAACCGCGGCAUCACCACCUUUGGACACGACACUGUACGUGAAUAAUGACCGAUAACGACAUCAUGGCGGAACCGGCGAACAAGGAGAAUGUUGCGCCGUAUACUUCGAGCGACCCACUACAGCUUAGAGCACUAUCGCCUGCGAAGAAAGCGGGCAGAAAGGGCAGAAGCAAAAGUAUCGGACCAGGCGAUUUAGUCAGCUCGGACGGACCGAAGCAGGAGCUCAAGAAGGAGCUCAGAAACAGGCGCAAGUCAACAUUCGUACCAGCGACCAAGUCUAUACUCUCCGGUGAUGCCGAAGCGGAACGCAAAGCGGCGCGUCGCAGAACGCUGGCGAACAGACGCGUCUCCUUUGCGCCGGAGGCGACAUUGCACACCUGGGACGUGAUUGAAUUCAUGCGCGACCAGACUACGUCGACAGACUCCUCGGACCCGACGCGACGCCAGUCCAACAUUACGCGCUCAGAGGGUGAGGCCACACCAUUUCAGCGCUCAGCGGGCACGGACUUUGAUAUUGAGGAGCCGCCGUCAACGCCACCAGAGCAGGAGGAUGAGCCGUCGACUUUGCCUGCGUCUCCGGCGCCUCAGCGCGAUUUGCAUAGAAAGCAGCGACGGCGAAGCUCUGGGUCUUCACCAGCCGUGGAGAGCAGUCCGGAUGAAGGCCUGCCGGAGGGCAGAAGCGGCAGCAGCGAUGCGUCUGGCAGCGAGGAUGACGAAGAAGUGGAAGACCUAGACGACGUGACCGGCACGGCGAUGAGCCUUGAUAUUGACGAGGCGACUGGGCAGUCCUCGGAAAGCGGCUCCAGCACCAGCUCAAGCCUGACGCAGCGCUUAAGGCAAGCCGCAGAGACAGCAGGCACUCGCGGUAUUGAGUACGACGAGGAGUACGAGAGCACCGUAUCGAUGGAGAUCGCUGGAGAAGGGGUAAAGGAUGCAUCCAAGCCCUGGGCGCCAGGCAUGACUGCGGAAACCGUUGGCUCGGCGUCGCUUGACCAAGAAAACGUCAACCCCUUCUCGCCAGCCUUCAAGGCACAGAUGACAUCCGGGCUGGUUAGGCGACCAUCGACCAUCGCUGAAGAAGACACCGGCGAGAUGAGUAUGGAUGUGACGCGUGCUGUCGGCGGGAUUCUGAGAUCGCAGGCUCGCGAGGUAGCCAGUUCGCCAGUAGGAGGGGAUACUAUGGAGUUUACCCAAGCAGUUGGCAGGAUAUACCAGGCACCUCCAGCAUUGUCUACAAGUCGUGUCGGACAGAAGCGACGGCAAUCGACCACCGACGCAGGCUCACCUCAAGCUCCCGCCACCGUCCUGAAGCGCAGUAGGAGAUCCUCGGUUGCGCGUUCGUCCAUGGGUGACGACACCAUGGAUUUGACUGUAGCAGUAGGAGGCAUCCAAAAGCAAGCCACUUCGCCGAAAGUCGAGCGCCGCAGGAGUGUCGCAAGACGAAGAUCAUCCGCGGCCACUAUUUUAGGAGCAGAUGAAGCGACAAUGGACUUCACGCAGGCCGUAGGAGGGAUCAGGUCCACAGCAACGCGUGCCGAGCAUACAGCCUCCAGCUUCGACGAGAACGAAGAGUUGACCAUGGAGCUCACCACGGUGCUUGGCGGCAUUGGGGCAGCCGACAUGGUGCUGAACCACGAGUUGCCGAGCACGCCAAAGCAAGCACAAUCUCCGCUUCGAGAGGCGGCAAACACCACUCCAAAAGACCAAGAGCGCUUUAAGGAUGCGCCGGACUCAGGGCCGAAGAAGCUCCUGACACCGGUCUUCCAGAAGCAGGUGAGCCUUUCUGCUGAGAAGUCGGCGUCUGCCGAGCGAGAGAAGCGGCGCAGGACUAUCUCUCCGGGGAAGGUGUCAUGGACGGGUGCUGUCUUCGACGAGGAGCAAAGACCAGAGAUGGAUGCAAAAGACAGGUUUCAGGUCCUUGAGGAACCUGUGUCCUACCCAGCUCUUACGCGUUUGGAGGAGAAGUCCGCGCCCAAGCAGGCUACGCCGACGAACACGCCGCCUAGCGUUCGUGUUAACGGCACGCCCGUGAUGGACUUUAAGCAGGAGCUUCAUGCGGACCUGUUGUUUGAUGAGCCUGCGAAGAAGAUCGAGGAGACUCCGCGCUUGUCGCCCAGAGUAGCUGCUGCAACUCCGGAGAAGCCAGCGGACUCUCAAAAAACCCGGAAUACGCUUGCAAAUUCGAUCAGACUGAUGUCCACGCCGCGGAAGGAAACCCUGAAAGCUCAGACGCCUAAAAAGCAGCCUAUCUCAAAGGCAGUGAGUCCAAUCAAAGCCAUGACGCCACGACCACGAGCGAUGCCAACAUCGAAACUCCAGCCUAAGACCUCUCCAGCAAGGCAACUCAGUAAUGACCUCAUUAAGCCGCAGUCCAGCGACGAGCCAGUGGAGAAAGUGCAUCUACAGGACUUCCUCGAUCAGGCAGGCAUCCGCUUCAUGGACAUCACCGCCACGAAACGUCGCUUGACUACUGCACCAACCCCGUCGAAGGCGCGCAAAGACAGCAGUGCCGAAUCGGUCACAGAAGAAGCCACCAGCCUCGAGACCGCCAUCGUUACCGCAGCAUGCACCCAGCCCGAGCACGACAUGUUCCAGCACGCCUGCCACGAGCUCAAGCACUACAUCAGCGAGGGCAAGAAACUCAUUAAGCAGCUCGAAGCCGAAACAUACCAAGACUGCCCGCCAUUGAUCCACGCGUACCGCCAAGCAUCGCCGGAACGUAAGGCUGCGCUAGAUGCGCAGAUGCGGGAGAUGAAGACGAACGCUCGCCUGCGGAGCAAAGAGAUGUGGUAUGCGUGGCGGACGCAGCUGCUUGAGGACUUGAUGAAGGGUCUUUCAGGUAUUGGCGAGGGGUUGCUGAGGGAUGAUGAGGUACUGCAGCGGACCGAGAAGAUGCUUCAGGAAGUACUACCGGAGCUUGUUGAAAGGCAGCAGCUGCUGCAAGACGAAGCGGAGACGCUGGAGCAAGCGGCGGAGGCGACUUCGGAGGAGGAGAAGGUAGACUUGGAGACUGCUCGGGUGCGUUUAUCAGAAGCUGAGGGAGAGGUUGAGGAAAAACAGAAGAUGCUGGCAGAGCUGCAACAAGCAGCUGAAGAGCAAGUGAGGCAGGUUGGUGACUUGCAGGAAAGCAAGGCGGAGUUUGCCGCUGCCAUCAAAGAGGCUGAGCGUGUCCGUGAAGCGUGCCGUGGCGUCUCGAUGGAUGAGAUCGCGGCGCUGAAGGACUCCGUCCGAAAGCUUGAAGAGACCUACGGCUGGACGAUCGCCUCCGCCUCUUCCGCCACCCCAACGGCUACCAUGACCUACAAGUCGCAGCUGCAACUCUUCUUCCACCCUGCCGCAUUCCAAGUACCAUCAUCUACUGGCACCUCGGCGCAUACCAAACGACCAAAUGCGCCUAUUAGUCUGUUAUACAUCGCUCAAGAUCGCAAUGAGCAGCCGAAGGAGCUUACGACAACCCUCCGUUUCUUCCUGCAGCUUCUGCGAGCUAGUCUCCAAGCCCUGCCGCAAUGCACGACCCGGGUGGCGGAUUUGCUAGGCUUAGUGGGCAGUGGCUGGGGAGUCGCCCUUCAAGUUGCAGAAGCCGAGCGAAGACUGCACCUCGAGACGCUGACUGAUGCCCGUAUCGUCAGUGAUGAGAGACUUGCGAUUGAUGCGGAUCUCCUUUUGCCGAAGGUGCGGACGAAGGUACGCGUGAGCUUUCAAGUCCAAGCCGCUGUUGGGGAUGGACUGCGGCUUAGCACCACGAUCACGGCUAAUGCAGUUGUGGUGUACGGCGAGCAGUAUAAUGAGAGUAAGAUGUCCAAAUUCGUUUUGGAGCGAUCUGGAGGUAUGGCAGAAGGCUGGGCCAUUGCAGUGCGAGAGCUGAGGGAAAAGCUCCUCGCUACCGGUGCUAAGGGCUUCAGGAAGUAGCCCGUUAGCUCGUGCACAGGUCCUCCACAACGAGCUGCGACUUGCCGUACGCCACGUUCGGAGAUGGUAAAGGCUUUGAUCCGUGGUCACUUGCUGGUCACGGGCCUCAUCCUUCACAGCUCAUCCCUGUCUGCUCCACCUGACCGUUUCCGCUCACUAAGAUGGCCUUCCAGAUCCA
Baudoinia panamericana UAMH 10762 is the source of this 4100-nucleotide messenger RNA. RefSeq lists its product as uncharacterized. The record is from RefSeq and is a predicted model, not a curated record. The transcript has 3 exons. NCBI's taxonomy places the organism in Eukaryota, Fungi, Ascomycota, Dothideomycetes, Mycosphaerellales, Teratosphaeriaceae. Gene Ontology annotation, biological process: mitotic spindle assembly checkpoint signaling; mitotic sister chromatid biorientation; protein localization to kinetochore. The coding region runs from base 77 to 3922 and encodes 1281 amino acids.